AUGGAGGAAGCCAAGGUCACAGAAGUUCCCCACCUGGAGCGGAGGGUCGGGAAGCGGAAAGAUCCCAUGGCCAUCCUGAAAACCAAGCUGAGCAGUAGCCUGUCCUGCUCCGUGCCCAGGGUCAAGACUACCCUGACUGGGUUAUUCCCUGUGGUGCUCUGGCUGCCCAAAUACAAGCUGAAAGAGUAUAUCUGGGGUGAUCUAAUGUCGGGCCUAGUCAUAGGCAUCAUCCUGGUCCCUCAGGCCAUCGCCUACUGUCUGCUGGCCGGAGUAGACCCCAUCUAUGGCCUCUACACUUCCUUCUUCGCCAACAUCAUCUACUUCUUCAUGGGGACCUCCAGGCACGUGUCUGUGGGCAUCUUCAGUCUGAUGAGCCUUAUGGUGGGCCAGGUGGUGGACAGAGAGGUGUAUAUGGCAGGGUUUGAUUUGGAUGACACCAAAACAGAUGGAAUCUUGAAUGUGACAGGAGACUCAGACAGCUCAGCAGUCAACCUGACCAUGGGGGCCUUCGGCAUGGAAUGUGGGAAAGAAUGUUAUGCCAUCAGUAUCGCAGCAGCCAUGACGUUUUUGGCUGGGAUUUACCAGGUACAAUUUCAAUUCAACCACUCUGAUUCAGCACUCUCAAAACUGCUUUAAACAUUUUGUGAAACAGAAGUAACGAUUACUCCUGAAAUUAUUUGACUUGAUUAAACACUCAUGUCAUAAACAUUUAUAUAUCACCUACAGAUGUAGGAUCUUAAUUUGAACCAUAUUUCCAAAGCAGAAAAUAAAUCCUGCAGCAACAGGAAAUAAUUAUGUAGAUUAUAAUUAAUGGGAAUUUAUUGUAGGAUUUGAUCAAUUCUUUGUUAGGGCAAAUCAAGUCUGACAUUUUUACGUGGAAGUUACAAACUUUAGAAGCCUUUUAUAGCCUUGAAUACAAGUUUGCAUUUCCUGCUGUACAGGAAAGUUCUCAGCAACAAAAGAGUGAUCAAACUAAGAUCCUACAUCUGUACAUCAAAGAUGACUGUGCUGAAUAUAUUGACCUUCAGAUUAGUUGAAAUGACCUAUCUGAUAAAAAUGGUUGUGUCCUUCCAGGUAUUGAUGGCUGUGUUCAGACUGGGCUUUGUCUCCGUCUAUCUCUCUGCUCCCAUGCUGGACGGCUUCGCCACCGGUGCCUCGUUCACCAUCCUCACCGUCCAAGCCAAGUACCUCCUGGGGCUCAAGAUCCCUCGCCACCAGGGCUACGGAACUGUGGUGGUCACCUGGAUCCACAUCUUCAGCAACAUCCAGAAUACCAACUACUGUGACCUCAUCACCAGUGCCAUCUGCAUCUCUGUCCUGGUGGCGGGGAAGGAGCUCCAAGAGCGCUACAAGGACCGUCUUAAGAUCCCCCUGCCCACAGAGCUGGUGGUAGUGGUGAUCGCUACACUGGCGUCCCACUUUGGAGACUUUCAUGGAUGGUACGACUCCAAUGUCUCUGGGGCUAUCCCCACAGGCUUCAUCCCCCCUAAGGUGCCCAGUUUUGGGUUGAUGCCCCGGGUGGCCUUCGACGCCAUCCUACUGGCUGUGAUCAGCUUUGCCUUCACGGUUUCCCUCUCUGAGAUGUUUGCCAAGAAGAACGGCUACACCGUCCGCCCCAACCAGGAGAUGAUGGCCAUUGGUUUCUGUAACAUCAUCCCUUCUUUCUUCCACUGUUUCACCACCAGCGCUGCCCUGGCUAAGACUAUGGUGAAAGACUCCACAGGCUGCCAGACUCAGGUCUCCAGCAUUGUGAGUGCCUUUGUCGUUCUCCUGGUCCUGCUCUUCUUUGCCCCCCUAUUUUACUCCCUCCAGAAGUGCGUCCUGGCCUGUAUCAUCAUCGUCAGCCUGAGGGGCGCUCUCCGUAAGUUCAGAGACGUGCCCAGUAUGUGGCGCGUCAGUAAGAUGGAUGCUGUCGUCUGGAUGGUGACGAUGAGCGCCUCAGCUCUGAUCAGUGUGGAGAUGGGGCUGGUGGUUGGGGUAGUUUUCUCUAUGCUCUGUAUCAUCGUCCAGACCCAGAAGCCCAAGGUUUCUCUGCUGGGACAGAUCCAUGACACUACCCACUACGAGGAUAUGGAGGAGUAUGAAAACCUAAUGUCUCUCCCUAAAGUGAAGAUCUUCCGCUUCCAGGCCCCGCUGUACUAUGCAAACAAGGACUUCUUCCUGAAGUCGCUGUACAAAGCCGUGGGCGUGAAACCCUUCCUGGAGAUGACCAGGAGGAGGAAAGCAGAGAAAAAAGUGGAAACACUGGCAGCGAAGGAGGCUGGGAGAGCCGACAAGACUAACGGAGAGGUGAAGGUAGGGUUGGGGUCCAGAGAACUUGACUUCCACACGAUUAUCCUAGACUGCUCUGCCAUGCCCUUCAUAGACUCAACAGGGAUGCAAACCUUCAAAGGGAUCAUUAAAGACUAUAAGGAGGUGGGUGUCACAGUGCUGCUAGCGAGCUGUAACACCACGGUCAUAGAUUCUCUCAGACAAGGUUCUUUCUUUGGGAAGGCUGACAAAGACAUGGAAAAUGUGUCAUUCUGUACUGUACAUGCUGCAGUUCAAUUUGCCAAUGACAGGACAUCAUCUACAUCAGAGCUCUCCAACCCUGUUCCUCGAGAGCUACCGUCCUGUAGGUUUUCGAUCCAACCCUAAUCUAGCACAGUUGCUAGUUGAUAAACUGAGUCAAGUUAGUUAAAACUGGGGUUGGAGUAAAAAUCUACAGGAGGGUAGCUCUCUAGGAACAGGGUUGAAGAACCCCGAUCUACAUCCAUUGGUGCCGCACAGGAGGUUGGUGGCACCUUAAUUGUGGAGUUCGGGCUCGUGGUAAGGCUGGAGCGGAAAAGGUGGAAGUCUAUCAAAUACAUCAAACACAUGGUUUCCAUGGUUUCCAGGUGUUUGAUGACAUUCCAAUUGUUCCGUUCCAGACAUUAUUAUGAGCCGUCCUCCACUCAGCAGCCUCCACUGGACCAGAACCAUAUACUGUAUAUCCAAAUAAAUGGAAAUUUAACUAAAUGGCUCUGGUGUAGACUGAGACAGAAGAACACGUUUUUUUUUUACGUGAGGGAGAAUGAGUAGUUGAAGAGUUAAAUAGUGCGUUUAUGCAAGAUAAUGAAAGGUAAAGUGAGCAAACAGGUCCCGUGUAGCUCAGCUGGUAAAGCAUGGCGUUUGCAGCACCAGGGUUGUGGGUUCGUUUCCCACAGGGGGCCAGUAUGAAUUUUUUUUUUUUUAAAUAAUAAUUGUAUGCACUCACUCUGGAUAAGAGCGUCUGCUAAAUGACUAAAAUUGAAUUUUUCUCCUCACUUAGAGGCAUCAAAACAUUAUUUUUUUAUAUUUUAAUAGAUUAAUACGCUGAUUAAGAAUCCUGAAAUUGAAUAAUGCCAAAAGGGAAGCAUUUGGAAGGAGAUUUUACUUGACUCCUCAAUCAAUACAUAGCCUACAGCUACAGUUAACGUUAUAGGAACCUAUUGAACUUUUCAACAACAAAAUAUUCCCUUAAUGUUAUACUUGAAUUAUAAGACAAGCAAGCUUUUGUACAGUGAUGACCAUGUGUCAGUGAUACUGUUAAUGCGCUGGAUGUUUUAUAGGGGAUUUAUGAUUGACCAUCCAAUUAAUAAUCAAGGGAGUAUCAAUCUAUUUUAUGUUACAUUUUGAGUUUGACAAGGCCAGAUUCGCCAUAACAUAGUACAUUUCGACUUCACAAUUUAUUUUGUAAAACACAACCUCUGGUUACUAAUCCAAUAUGUUACCUCAAGAUUUACAACAUUAGUUGAAGUUUCAGAUUAACAUUUGAAGUUUGGAAUCUUAUCAAAUAAUUGUUAAAUUCCUAUUUAAUAAUAUUUGUUAAAAUCUGUACAUUUGAGUUACCAAUAGAAACAAUAAUUGUGUAUAUUUAUACAGUAUCUUGAAAUCCAUGGUUUAAUAAACUACAAUACAUUGUGUAACUUAAAUGACUAAUGAUUUUGAAACUGUGAAGUUAUAAUGAAUGCCAUUUUCAGCACACGGUAUGUCAAUUAUUAACUAGCAAAAUAACAUGUAGCAUUGUAACAUUUUGUCUGUGCUCAGCCAUAUACAGCCUAGGCCUACUACUUUGUUGAAUCAUUUCACAAUUUGCUGCAUCGGUAUGACAUAAAGAACCGUUUACUAUGGGCAUUGGCAUGCAUUUUGGUGACUUUUCCUAUUGCAGGUUCAAACAUCUGUCCAGAAUAUUACAGACAUUGAUUACAAUGUGAUCUUUCCUGACUGUUUAUUAAAAAUGUAUUGAAUGCACUGUCUAAUGUGUCCAUCUAAUCAGCAAUAGCUGGCUACAGUAUUUUGACUUACUACAUUCAGUACUGAAGUGAAACUGCAAUGUAGCUUACUAUCCACUUGAUGGAGGCAGAGAGCCCCUCUAAACAAAAGACGAAAGGGGGAGUGUCAUUAGUGACUGAAUAGCCAAUCACAGCCCUUCUUGAACAAGGAAACCAUUUUUGAAUUUUUAGCACAAACAGCUGAAAAGGCGCUAUUGCUUCGGCGCCACUAUAUUGACAAUUCAAAUCAGCCAGCCAUCCACACGUGUUUUUGAUUUAAUGUCAAACAUUUAUAUUCGUCAAUAGCUACCUAGUUUUCGGAGCAGCUAUGUCAAGCCGGAGGAGGUAAGUUGACUUGGUUUGCUAGCUAAAGUGACUAUCAUUAGCCAGGCUAGAACGAGUUAACGUUAGCUUUACUUGUUAGGAGUAUCUCUAGUUAAGUUAGCUGUAGCAAUGUGUGAAUAAAAUUAGAAGUAGCUACCACAAUACAAAAAGCUAAUGGCAUUGCAGGGAUAGGGGAAAGUUUCAUACUAACCAGACUGAUACUGACAAUGACUAUAGUAGGCUAGUUAAAUUAGGUUAUGCCGCGUUCAAAACAACUGGGAACUCGUAAAUCUCAGACUUUAAUGCGUCCAAGGCAAUUGGGAACUCGAGAAAAAAAGAGCUCCGACUGGGAAAUAGUUUAAUGGUCAUCUAACUCAGAAUUCCAACUCGGCCUCUUUCUAGAGCUCCGACUUUCCGAACUGAAGAUCACUGACGUCAUGAUUUUACCACGUAUUUUUCUGUGUUCCCAGUUGUCUUGAACGCACCAAUAGUUACAAGCAAACGUUGUUUGCUAGUUCAGGGGUGUAUUCAUUACAGAAAACGUUUACCGUUUAAGGACCAAACGGAAGCAAACUACAUUUUUACAUUUUAGUCAUUUAGCAGACGCUCUUAUCCAGAGCGACUUAGUUAGACUAAACUAACUUAUUGGACAAAUUCAGGUCCCUCACCGUUUCGUUUGCUUCCGUUUUAAGAAAUGUUUUGCAACAGAAUAGGCGCAAUGAAAACACCCCUGGUCCAGAGCUUGACGUGCGGCACGAGGAGUCUUCAACGCCCUUUAUCGUUACAUUCAUCCCCACAUCACACAUUUUCAUUAGUGACUGGCUUUAACACACUUUUUGUUAAUCAUUAAAGUAAAGAUGCUGCUGAGUACUGACGAACUUUUCUCUGCUAGAACCAGCAGAUUAACGUGAUCUCCCGAGUCCAUGUUUAUGCGUCAUAGUACAGAUCCAACACAUGGACCAGAACUAGUGAGGCCCACCCAGGAGGGGGUCAACACUAAUUACCACAGCCCAAAGAGAAUGAUAUAGGUCUCUCUAGUGGCCAAAAGGCAUCAUUAGCAUGGGCUGCGCCAUUGAGGGCUUCCACCGUUGUAAUGUAGUCAACUGGGUGGCACUUCCAACUUCAUUGGCUGAUCCCUCCUGGUGACCCUAUUCGAGCCAUUUCCAACCGGGUCAUCAGGAGGGAUCAGGCAAUCGUGAAGAAGAAAAAGCCUCAAUGGCGCCGAAGAUUUUUAUAACUACCCCAAGAUGGACCACAGCCUGUCGUUUCCAAUGGGAACAAAUGAGUCCUAGUGGGCACAACAAGCAAGGAGGGGGGCAGUGCACGAGCUAGCGAGAUCCUAUUGGGCAUUCUAGUAUGUAUUUGCAUAUUGCCAUUAGGGAAUGCCUACUCUGUGAAAUCCAUCUCGCUCAAUCUUCUCCUACUGCCGACCACUGGGCUUCCUCUCAUCACCAUAUUUGGUAGUGAGAGGAAAACGCCAACCAGAUGCUUCACAUUUAUACAUCCGGUGAAAUAUCUGGCUCAUUGUUCUAUCUGUGAUGGUGCUGCCCAUGCUGUCACAGACACUAUAAUGGCACGGAUACAAAGAUGAGUCCUCUAUCUCAAUGCCACGUCCACAAAGUCAUAAUUAUGGCUAAACCCUGCCUAUUUCUACAAUUUAUCUAAUUAAAAUUUGAUUUUAACAUGAACCACACUGCUAACCUUAUGCCUAACCUUAAAUUAAGACCAAAAAGCAAAUUUUAGUUUUCAUGGAUUUUAAUAAUAUAGUCAAUUUUGGCUGUGGUAACUAGUGACAACCCGGUGAAAACCCAAUCUGCGCCGUUCGGUUAUGUUGUCAACAAGGAUAAAGGGAGUGCUCCUAAUCUCAGUUUGUUACCUGUAUAAAAGACACCUGUCCACAGAAGCAAUCAAUCAGAUUCCAAACUCUCCACCAUGGCCAAGACCAAAGAGCUCUCCAAGGAUGUCAGGGACAAGAUUGUAGACCUACACAAGGCUGGAAUGGGCUACAAGACCAUCGCCAAGCAGCUUGGUGAGAAGGUGACAACAGUUGGUGCGAUUAUUCACAAAUGGAAGAAACACAAAAUAACUGUCAAUCUCCCUCGGCCUGGGGCUACAUGCAAGAUCUCACCUUGUGGAGUUGCAAUGAUCAUGAGAACGGUGAGGAAUCAGGCCAGAACUACACGGGAGGAUCUUGUCAAUGAUCUUAAGGCAGCUGGGACCAUAGUCACCAAGAAAACAAUUGGUAACACACUACGCCGUGAAGGACUGAAAUCCUGCAGCGCCCACAAGGUCCCCCUGCUCAAGAAAGCACAUAUACAUGCCUGUCUGAAGUUUGCCAAUGAACAUCUGAAUGAUUCAGAGGAGAACUGGGUGAAAGUGUUGUGGUCAGAUGAGACCAAAAUGGAGCUCUUUGGCAUCAACUCAACUCGCCGUGUUUGGAGGAGGAGGAAUGCUGCCUAUGACCCCAAGAACACCAUCCCCACCGUCAAACAUGGAGGUGGAAACAUUAUGCUUUGGGGGUGUUUUUCUGCUAAGGGGACAGGACAACUUCACCGCAUCAAAGGGACUAUGGACGGGGCCAUGUACCGUCAAAUCUUGGGUGAGAACCUCCUUCCCUCAGCCAGGGUAUUGAAAAUGGGUCGUGGAUGGGUAUUCCAGCAUGACAAUGACCCAAAACACACGGCCAAGGCAACAAAUGAGUGGCUCAAGAAGAAGCACAUUAAGGUCCUGGAGUGGCCUAGCCAGUCUCCAGACCUUAAUACCAUAGAAAAUCUGUGGAGGGAGCUGAAGGUUCGAGUUGCCAAACGUCAGCCUCAACCUUAAUGACUUGGAGAAGAUCUGAAAAGAGGAGUGGAACAAAAUCCCUCCUGAGAUGUGUGCAAACCUGGUGGCCAACUACAAGAAACGUCUGACCUAUGUGAUUGCCAACAAGUGUUUUGCCACCAAGUACUAAGUCAUGUUUUGCAGAGGGGUCAAAUACUUAUUUCCCUCAUUAAAAUGCAAAUCAAUUUAUAACAUUUUUGACAUGCGUUUUUCUGGAUUUUUUUGUUAUUCUGUCUCUCACUGUUCAAAUAAACCUACCAUUAAAAUUAUAGACUGAUCAUUUCUUUGUCAGUGGGCAAACGUACAAAAUCAGCAGGGGAUCAAAUACUUUUUUCCCUCACUGUACAACUCCUUUCCAUAAAGUAUAUAUUCACAUUUGCAAACUAGAUUUCAUUGGAAAGGCAGAGCGUUUUCAUCAAAAGCAAUCACUUUUGCAUGUGAAAACACAGACUCGUACUCUUUACUCCACGUGCUUAAUCUCACUUUUGUUUUGAGCCAACUUCGCCAAUGAAUGCAAUCACUUUUCACCCAUUGCAAACUACAUCUGCCCGGGCCAGGGGUGUAUUCAUUAUGCCGAUUCUGUUAAACGUUUUGUCUGUUGAACGCGGUUGGGUUCUUAAACGGAAGUUGUAGUACAUUUUAAUUAUAUGGUUUCCACGCUUGCCAUUUCAAUCUGAAUAGUCUGCGACGUGUUUGAGACAAAAUAUCCACAGGAAAAUGUUAUUAAACAGACAACCGCGGAUCUCUGUGUGGCAGUCAAUACUUGUUUGCUCAUCGGCUAAGGCACAUGCACAAGACGGAAGUACAUGCACAGGAUGCAUGCAUGCAACAGAAGUCUUGCAGGUGUUUGCAUGGUAUACGCAUGUGACAGAUAUCUCAACGCCAGUACCGGCGCUCUAAAAAUUCAGCUAAACAACACUUUCCUGUGGAUAUUUUGACCAGCUGAAGGACCAACCGCAAAGACAACCAGUAGAGUAAGUGCAAAUGUAAUUUUAUACAACAUUCUGGCUUAUAAGGAAACUUUCCAAGUUUUUGUAGUGCUUGGUGUGACUGUAUACCAAUAAUUGGUAUCAUAGCCAAUUAAUUAGGUAAUGACAUCUUUUCACACUCUUGGCAUUCUCUCAACCAGCUUCACCUGGAAUGCUUUUCCAACAGUCUUGAAGGAGUUCCCACAUAUGCUGAGCACUUGUUGGCUGCUUUUCCUUCACUCUGCCGUCCGACUCAUCCCAAACCAUCUCAAUUGGGUUGAUGUCAGGUGAUUGUGGAGGCCAGGUCAUCUGAUGCAGCACUCCAUCACUCUCCUUCUUGGUCAAAUAGCCCUUACACAGCCUGGAGGUGUGUUGGGUCAUUGUCCUGUUGAAAUUAUAGUCCCACUAAGCCCAAACCAGAUGGGAUGGCGUAUCGCUGCAGAAUGCUGUGGUAGGCAUGCUGGUUAAGUGUGCCUUGAAUUCUAAAUAAAUCACAGACAGUGUCACCAGCAAAGCACCCCCACACCAUAACACCUAAUUCUCCAUGUUUUACGGUGGGAACUACACAUGCAGAGAUCAUCCAUUCACCCACACCGCGUCUCACAAAGACAACGGCAGUUGGAACCAAACAUCUCUAAUUUGGACUCCAGACCAGAGGACACAUUUCCACCGGUCUAAUGUCCAUUGCUCGUGUUUUUUGUCCCAAGCAUGUCUCUUCUUCUUAUUGGUGUCCUUUAGUAGUGGUUGCUUUGCAGCAAUGGGACCAUGAAGGCCUGAUUCACACAGUCCCCUCUGAACAGUUGAUGUUGAUGUCUUUAUUUUAUUUUUUACCUGUAAUUUGUUUAGUUUUUUUAGGGGCUAGAUCAGCUUUAAUAUUGCAGAUGUAUACUAUAUACAUUACUUGAACUCUGUGAAGCAUUUAUUUGGGCUGCAAUUUUUUAGGCUGGUAACUCUAAUGAACUUAUCCUCUGCAGCAGAGGUAACUCUGGGUCUUCCAUUCCUGUGGCAGUCCUCAUGGGAGCCAGUUUCAUCAUAGCGCUUGAUGGUUUUGCGACUGCACUUGAAGAAACUUUCAGAGUCCUUGAGAUUUUCCGUAUUGACUGACCUUCAUGUCUUACAGUAAUGAUGGACUGUCGCUUCUCUUUGCUUAUUUGAGCUGUUCUUGCCAUAAUAUGGACUUUGCCUUUUACCAAAUAGGGCUAUCUUCUGUAUACCCCCCCUAUCUUAUCACAACACAACACAACUGAUGUAGCUCAAUUGGUAGAGCAUGGCGCUUGUAACGCCAGGGUAGUGGGUUCGAUCCCCGGGACCACCCAUAGGUAAAAAAUGUAUGCACUCAUGACUGUAAGUCGCGUUGGAUAAAAGCGUCUGCGAAAUGGCAUAUUAUUAUAAGAAUGAAAGAAAUUCCACAAAUUAACUUAAGAAGGCACACCUGUUAAUUGAAAUGCAUUCCAGGUGACCAUCUCAUGAAGCUGGUUGAGAGAAUUUCAAGAGUGUGCAAAGCUGUCAUCAAGGCAAAGGGUGGCUAUUUGAAGAAUCUCAAAUAUACACUGCUCAAAAAAAUAAAGGGAACACUUAAACAACACAUUGUAACUCAAAGUCAAUCACACUUCUGUGAAAUCAAACUGUCCACUUAGGAAGCAACACUGAUUGACAAUACAUUUCACAUGCUGUUGUGCAAAUGGAAUAGACAACAGGUGGAAAUUAUAGGCAAUUAGCAAGACACCCCCAAUAAAGAAGUGGUUCUGCAGGUUGUGACCACAGACCACUUCUCAGUUCCUAUGCUUCCUGGCUGAUGUUUUGGUCACUUUUGAAUGCUGGCGGUGCUUUCACUCUAGUGGUAACAUGAGACAGAGUCUACAACCCACACAAGUGGCUCAGGUAGUGCAGCUCAUCCAGGAUGGCACAUCAAUGCGAGCUGUGGCAAGAAGGUUUGCUGUGUCUGUCAGCGUAGUGUCCAGAGCAUGGAGGCGCUACCAGGAGACAGGCCAGUACAUCAGGAGACGUGGAGGAGGCCGUAGGAGGGCAACAACCCAGCAGCAGGACCGCUACCUCCGCCUUUGUGCAAGGAGGAGCAGGAGGAGCACUGCCAGAGCCCUGCAAAAUGACCUCCAGCAGGCCACAAAUUUGCAUGUGUCUGCUCAAACGGUCAGAAACAGACUCCAUGAGGGUGGUAUGAGGGCCCGACGUCCACAGGUGGGGGUUGUGCUUACAGCCCAACACCGUGCAGGACGUUUGGCAUUUGCCAGAGGACACCAAGAUUGGCAAAUUCGCCACUGGCGCCCUGUGCUCUUCACAGAUGAAAGCAGGUUCACACUGAGCACAUGUGACAGAGUCUGGAGACGCCGUGGAGAACGUUCUGCUGCCUGCAACAUCCUCCAGCAUGACCAGUUUGGCGGUGGGUCAGUCAUGGUGUGGGGUGGCAUUUCUUUGGGGGGACCGCACAGCCCUCCAUGUGCUCGCCAGAGGUAGCCUGACUGCCAUUAGGUACCGAGAUGAGAUCCCCAGACCCCUUGUGAGACCAUAUGCUGGUGCGGUUGGCCCUGGGUUCCUCCUAAUCCAAGACGAUGCUAGACCUCAUGUGGCUGGAGUGUGUCAGCAGUUCCUGCAAGAGGGAGGCAUUGAUGCUAUGGACUGGCCCGCCCGUUCCCCAGACCUGAAUCCAAUUGAGCACAUCUGGGACAUCAUGUCUCGCUCCAUCCACCAACGCCACAUUGCACCACAGACUGUCCAGGAGUUGGCGGAUGCUUUAGUCCAGGUCUGGGAGGAGAUCCCUCAGGAGACCAUCCACCACCUCAUCAGGAGCAUGCCCAGGCGUUGUAGGGAGGUCAUACAGGCACGUGGAGGCCACACACACUACUGAGCCUCAUUUUGACUUGUUUUAAGGAUAUUACAUCAAUGUUGGAUCAGCCUGUAGUAUGGUUUUCCACUUUAAUUUUGAGGGUGACUCCAAAUCCAGACCUCCAUGGGUUGAUAAAUUUGAUUUCCAUUGAUAAUUUUUGUGUGAUUUUGUUGUCAGCACAUUCAACUAUGUAAAGAAAAAAGUAUUUAAUAAGAUUUUCAUUCAUUCAGAUCUAGGAUGUGUUGUUUAAGUGUUCCCUUUAUUUUUUUGAGCAGUGUAUUUUUAUUUGUUUAACACUUUAUUGGUUACUACAUGAUUCCAUAUGUGUUAUUUCAUAGUUUUGAUGUCUUCACUAUUAUUCUAUGAUGUAAAAAAAAAUGUGAAAAAUAAAGAAAAACCCUUGAAUGAGUAGGUGUGUCCAAACUUUUGACUGGUAGUAUAUGAUAAUUAUUUUAUUUUUUACCAAAAAAAUAUGGGGGAUUGGAAAUGAUGCAGACAAUUACAUUGAUGGAAGCCACAAUCUAUCUGCAAUAUUAAAGCUGAUCUACCCCCUAAAAAAAAAAGUAAUAGUUUUGCAGUGCUUGGUUUCAAACUGUAUACCAAUAAUUGGUAUCAUAGUCAGAUUUAUUAGGCAAUGUGUUUGCUAGCUGGCUACCUAGCCAGCUGAAGUUACCAAAUGUGAUUGUCUUGUCACUCAUCUCUGCAGUGAAGCCCUGGCUUUCUCGCUAGUGACUGGUAUAAACCAUGCCAUGGCCAGGCUGGUGGACAUAUGGGACAGCAUGGGCAUCAUGGAGGAGCAGAGGGUAGAGCGGAUGGAGACGGUGAAGAAACACAUUGAGGUGAGGCUUUAGAAAACAGGAAAUGCAGAUUAACUGAAAAUGAAACGGAAGCCUUGUCAACUAACUAACUAAGACUUGAUAUGACAUUCCUUUCCUAAUCUAAAGGGCCUUUUGAAUGACAUGAUCACAGAGGAGGAAGCUUUGAAGCACCGCAUCCGAACCAAUAUCAUCACUUUUGAAAAACAGUUGGUUACCUUGUGUUUGGAAAUGUCAAUGGAUCCAUACAAAGUAAGUGGUACUUUUUUCAGGCUUAACAACAGCAGUAAAGGUCGGCCUUUAAAGGGGUUGUGUCGCAAUAGUUUAGCGGCUUCCACCCCUUGACUCGUUUCCUUCCUUUGUGCUAACCUCCUGUCUCCAUCUUGUCCACCUGUCAGUUGGAGGAGGGUCUGACAGUCCUCCAGAUGGAGAAGAACCUGCGUCUGCGUGUGGAGGUUCUGACCAAGGAGAAGGGGGAGCGUUUGAAGGAGCUACACGGACUGCAGCAGCAGGAUAAGGAGCUGUGCGUGGAGCUGUGCGUCACGCCCUAUUAUGUCCCGACUGGCAGCAUGCCAUCACGCACACAGCUGCAGGAGCUCCGGGAGCACCUCAAGACCCUCACUGAAGAAAAGGUAUUGCAAUACUGUUUGGUGUGAAUGUCAUGAAUACCUGACUCAAGUAUUACUAAGCACACAUUAUUCAUUUGUCUUCUUUUAAGUCUUUUUUUUUUGUAUUUUGUUGAAAGCAUCUCAUCUCUUGUCCCUCCCUCCCUUCCCCUGUUCUGUAGAAGAGUCGUGCAAAGGUGUUCUCAGGGCUGCGUGAGGACAUCAGGCAGCUCAUGGAGGACAUGGGUCAUGAACCAGAAACCAGUCUGGAGAAAGAGUCGGUGUGUCACAACGAGGAGAUAUUCCUGCUCACGCAUGAAAACAUCAAAGCCCUCCAACUGCUGUUGUCCCAGGUACUGAAAAUAAUUUGAUAAAACCUACAAAUGAUUACUCAAAGAUUUUUGGUGUUUUGGUUCCAGGACUUUUGACCUAUUAUAUGUGUAUAAUUUUUUUAGAUGGAGGUCAAGAAGGACUCCCUGAUGAAUACUCUGGCUGAGCUGAAAGAACGAGCCAUGUGCCUGUGGAAUCGUCUGGAAGCGCUAGAGCAGGAUCGCACUGCGUUCCAGGAGAGCGUGCAGGGUACCCUUUCUGACCAAAUCACACAGGUUGGAACUGACUCCUCCUUUAUACCUCUCCUUCACCACUGUAUUGGACGAAGCUUCACCGGCAUACCACACACCACUGUGUUGGACGAAGCUUCACCGACAUACCACACACCACUGUGUUGGACGAAGCUUCACCGACAUACCACACACCACUGUGUUGGACGAAGCUUCACCGGCAUACCACACACCACUGUGUUGGACGAAGCUUCACCGGCAUACCACACACCACUGUGUUGGACGAAGCUUCACCUGCAUACCACACACCAUUGUGCAAAACAGUAAACAUGGCACCAUAACUAUUAUGUUUCCCCAGAAUUGGCUAACAAUGGAACAGAACAGAGAAUACCUCUACAAUGGUGCUAGCACACCACAGUGUUUGAGACGGUCCUGAAUCUGCUAGUGUUCAUUAGGGCAGUGUAUACCAACUCCAGUCCUCCAUUACCCCCAACAGCACACAUUUUUGUUGUAGUCCAGGACCAGCACACCCAAAUCAACUUGUCAGCCCUCAAUGAGUUGAAUCAGGUGAGUUUGUCCGGAGCUACAACAAAAAUGUGUGUUGUUGGGGGUACUGGAGGACCGAAGUUGGGAAACACUGACUUAGUGAAUACCAUUGGUGUUUAAUAUGAGGGUUUCAGGACUGGGGUUGGGAAACACUGCAUUAGGGCAUACAGAAAAUGAAAUGUGUUUCUUAAUGAACGAGUUCAGUUGGUACCUCCUCGUGUCACUGUUUCUGAGCUUUGCCUUUAUUUUUCUUCCUACUGAACCUGACCCUGUUGUCCCAUCCAGUGGCAGGGGGAGGUGGACCGUCUGACAGUUCUGCAGAAAGCCAUGCUGGAGGAUGUGAUUGACAAGGUCCGACAGGAACUAGUGGCUCUCUGGGACAAGUGCAACCAGGGCCCUGAGCAGAGUGAAACCUUCAAUGCCCACUUCUGUGACGGUGGGUAGAACAAUGCUGGAAAUACUUAUUCUCUCACUCACACGCAAAACACAUACAUACUGAUCGAACCGAUCCGUCUUUCCCUAGAUGACUUCACAGAGGAAUUGUUGGCGCUGCAUGAUGCCGAGCUAUUGAAGAUUAAUAAUUACUACGACCAGGCUAAACCCUUACUGGAGGUCCUGGAGAAAUGGGAGAAGUACUGGGCCCUCUUCCAGGACUUUGAGGUAAUGCUGGAAUUUGCGGUCAAGUUAUGUUUAUGAAAUUAAUUGCAAAUAUAUUUUUAAAUUGUGCACCGCUUGAUGCAUGUAAUGUGUUUUUGAUUGAAAACCAUAAGAAAUAUCCACAGUAGAUACUAGCUGCUCUUAUUUCUGAUACAUGUUCAGUGUGGUGCAGAAUUUCUUAAUUCUUAUGUCAUUUGACAUAGAAAACGUGUCAUCUAAUUUUUAAACCUCUCUUUGCAGAAAAAGGCCAAUGAUCCAAACCGCUUCUCCAACAGAGGAGGAGCCCUUCUCAAAGAGGCCAAAGAGAGGGUCAAAGUUCAGAAGAUGUUGCCAAAGGUAAGGCUGGAUUUGAUGCAUCAACAUGUCCGUCUAUAACCUUAUAUGGCAGUUGGAGGAAGGGGGAGAUAAAAAAAUAAAAUAAAGUAGGGCUGUUGUACACGUUGAUCCAGAGCAUCCCAAACAUGCUCAAUGGGUGACAUGUCUGAGAAUGCAGGCCAUGGAAGAACUGGGACAUUUUCAACUUCCAGGAAUUGUGUACAGAUCCUUGUGACAUUGGGUCGUGCAUUAUCAUGCUGAAACAUGAGGUGAUGGCGGCGGAUGGAUGGCACCACAAUGGGCCUCAGAUCAAGUCACGGUAUAGCUGUGCGUUCAAAUUGCCAUCAAUAAAAUGCUAUUGUGUUCGUUCUCCGUAGCUUAUCCCUGCCAAUAACAUAGCCCCACCGCCACCAUGGGGCACUCUGUUCACAACAUUGACAUAAGAAAACUGCUUGCCCACACGUCUGUGGUUGAGGCCGGUUGGAUGUACUGCCAAAUUCUCUAAAACAUUCUUGCAGUCAGCAUGCCAAUUGCACGCUGCCUCAACUUGAGACAUCUGUGGCAUUGUAUUGUGUGACAAAACUGCGAACUUGUAUUGUCCCCAGCACAAUGUGCACCUGUGUAAGGAUCAUGAUGUUUAAUCAGCUUCUUGAUAUGCCACACCUGUCAAGUGGAUGGAUUAUCUUGGCAAAGGAGAAAUGCUCACUAACAGGGAUGUAAACAAAUUUGUGCACAAUUUGAGAGAAAUAAGCUUUUUGUGCGAAUGGAACAUUUCUGCGAUCCUUUAUUUCAGCUCAUGAAACAUGGGAUCAACACUUUACAUGUUGCGUUUAUAUUUUUGUUCUGUGUAUAUAUAUAUUUUUGAAAUAUAAUGUACAUUUAAAAUGUAAUGUCUAUGAAAAGUGGCAGCAAUAUGGUUGAUGGUAAUCAAAAGAUCACCGCCUCCUGCUGAGAUGAGGCAAUUGAGCGUUUAAUCAGCAUGGCUUCUUUUCACAACCGCUCACUUGGAGCAUCCAAUGUGCAGUUUAUUCAAGGUCAAAUCUCACCACACUGUAUGCUGCUACCCCACUGUAUGCUGAGUAUAUGAUGGCGUCAGUGAGGUUGAGACCUUGUGUAAAAUGCCAAUUACAUAUACAGUUUAAAUGCCAGUGAAGUGUAUAUAAAGGCUUUUGACAAAGGAAAAGUGAUGUUGAUCCUCCCUGUUAUGUGAUCUGCCUAGUUGGAGGAAGAGCUGAAGAUGGGUGUUGAGAGCUGGGAGAAGGACCAGGGUUCUGCCUUCCUGGUCCAGGGCCAGAGAGUCAUGACCUACAUCUCCAGCCAAUGGGAGGAGCACAAACAGCAGAGGGGCAAGGAGAAGAGUGAACGUGCCGCUGUAAGUCCAGCCCCUCCUAAUGCUCUCCCAUUGACCCAGCAGUGUUCCCCAGUCAGCCCAGUAAUGGUCCAUAGAGGCUUCAGGGGGGGUUCUUUACAAACUACAUUUACAUUUACAUUUUAGUCAUUUAGCAGACGCUCUUAACCAGAGCGACUUACAGGAGCAAUUAGGGUUAAGUGCCUUGCUCAAGGGCACAUUAACGUCAUUUAGCAGACGCUCUUAGCCAGAGCGACUCACAAAUUGGUGCGUUCACCCUAUAGCCAGUGGGAUAACCACUUUACAAUUUGGGGGGGGGGGGGGGGGGGGGGGUUAGAAGGAAUACUUUAGCCUAUCCCAGGUAUUCCUUAAAGAGGUGGGGUUUCAAAUGUCUCCGGAAGGUGGUGAGUGACUCCGCUGUCCUGGCGUCGUGAGGGAGCUUGUUCCACCAUUGGGGUGCCAGAGCAGCGAACAGUUUUGACUGGGCUGAGGGGGAGCUGUGCUUCCGCAGAGGAAGGGGAGCCAGCAGGCCAGAGGUGGAUGAACGCAAUGUCCUCGUUUGGGUGUAGGGACUGAUCAGAGCCUGAAGGUACAGGGGUGCCGUUCCCCUCACUGCUCCAAAGGCAAGCACCAUGGUCUUGUAGCGGAUGCGAGCUUCAAUUGGAAGCCAGUGGAGUGUGCGGAGGAGGGGGGUGACGUGAGAGAACUUGGGAAGGUUGAACACCAGACGGGCUGCGGCAUUCUGGAUGAGUUGUAGGGGUUUAAUGGCACAGGCAGGGAGCCCAGCCAACAGCGAGUUGCAGUAGUCCAGACGGGAGAUGACAAGUGCCUGGACCAGGACCUGCGCCGCUUCCUGUGUAAGGCAGGGUCGCACUCUCCGAAUGUUGUAGAGCAUGAACCUGCAGGAGCGGGUCACCGCCUUGAUGUUGGCGGAGAACGACAGGGUGUUGUCCAGGGUCACGCCUAGGCUCUUCGCACUCUGGGAGGAGGACACAGCGGAGUUGUCUACCGUGAUGGCGAGAUCAUGGAACGGGCAGUCCUUCCCGGGGAGGAAGAGCAGCUCCGUCUUGCCAGGGUUCAGCUUGAGGUGGUGAUCCGUCAUCCAUACUGAUAUGUCUGCCAGACAUACAGAGAUGCGAUUCGCCACCUGGUGAUCAGAAGGGGGAAAGGAGAAGAUUAGUUGUGUAUCGUCAGCGUAGCAAUGAUAGGAAAGGCCAUGUGAGGAUAUGACAGAGCCAAGUGACUUGGUGUAUAGGGAGAAAAGGAGAGGGCCCAAAACCGAUCCCUGGGGGACACCAGUGGUGAGAGCACGUGGUGCGGAGACAGCUUCCCGCCACGCCACUUGGUAGGAGCGACCGGUCAGGUAGGACGCAAUCCAGGAGUGAGCCGCGCCGGAGAUGCCCAUUUCGGAGAGGGUGGAGAGGAGGAUCUGAUGGUUCACAGUAUCAAAGGCAGCAGACAGAUCUAGAAGGACAAGAGCAGAGGAGAGAGAGUUAGCUUUAGCAGUGCGGAGAGUCUCUGUGACACAGAGAAGAGCAGUCUCAGUUGAAUGACCAGUCCUGAAACCUGAUUGGUUUGGAUCAAGAAGGUCAUUCUGAGAGAGAUAGCAAGAGAGUUGGCUAAAGACGGCACGCUCAAUAGUUUUGGAAAGAAAAGAAAGAAGGGAUACUGGUCUGUAGUUGUUGACAUCAGUGGGGUCGAGUGUUGGUUUUUUGAGAAGGGGAGUAACUCUCGCUCUCUUGAAGACGGAAGGGACAUGGCCAGCGGUCAAGGAUGAGUUGAUCAGCGAGGUGAGGUAGGGGAGAAGGUCACCGGAGAUGGUCUGGAGAAGGGAGGAGGGGAUGGGGUCAAGCGGGCAGGUUGUUGGGCGGCCUGCAGUCACAAGUCGCAGGAUCUUAUCUGGAGAGAGAGGGGAGAAAGAAGUCAAAGCAUAGGGUAGGGCAGUGUGAGCAGGACCAGCAGUGUCAUUAGGCUUAACAAACAAGGAUCGGAUGUCGUCAACCUUCUUUUCAAAGUGGUUGACGAAGUCAUCCACAGAGAGAGAGGAGGGGGGGGAGGGGGGGGGGGGAGGAUUCAGGAGGGAGGAAAAUGUGGCAAAGAGCUUCCUAGGGUUAGAGGCAGAUGCUUGGAAUUUAGAGUGGUAGAAGGUGGCCUUAGCAGCAGAAACAGAUGAAGAAAAUGUAGAGAGGAGGGAGUGAAAAGAUGCCAGGUCGGCAGGGAAUUUAGUUUUCUUCCAUUUCCGCUCCGCUGCCCGGAGCUCUGUUCUGUGAGCUCGCAAUGAGUCAUCAAGCCACGGAGCUGGAGGGGAGGACCGAGCCGGCCGUGAGGAUAGGGGACACAGAGAGUCAAAGGAUGCAGAAAGGGAGGAGAGGAGGGUUGAGGAGGCAGAAUCAGGAGAUUGGAGGGAGAAGGAUUGAGCAGAGGGAAGAGAUGAUAGGAUGGAAGAGGAGAGAGUAGUGGGAGAGAGAGAGCGAAGGUUGCGGCGGCGCAUUACCAUCUGUGUAGGGGCAGAGUGAGUAGUGUGGGAGGAGAGUGAGAGAGAAAAGGAAACAAAGUAGUGGUCGGAGACUUGGAGGGGAGUUGCAGUGAGAUUAGUAGAGGAGCAGCAUCUAGUGAAGAUGAGGUCAAGCGUAUUGCCUGCCUUGUGAGUAGGGGGGGACGGUGAGAGGGUGAGGUCAAAAGAGGAGAGGAGUGGAAAGAAGGAGGCAGAGAGAAAUGAGUCAAAUGUGGACAUAGGGAGGUUGAAAUCCCCCAAAACUGUGAGGGGUGAGCCAUCCUCAGGGAAGGAACUUAUCAAGGCGUCAAGCUCAUUGAUGAACUCUCCAAGGGAACCUGGAGGGCGAUAGAUGACAAGGAUAUUAAGCUUAAAUGGGCUAGUGACUGUGACAGCAUGGAAUUCAAAUGAGGAGAUAGACAGAUGGGUUAGGGGAAAAAUUGAGAAUGUCCACUUGGGAGAGAUGAGGAUUCCUGUACCACCACCCCUCUGACCAGAUGCUCUCGGGGUAUGCGAGAACACAUGGUCAGACGAGGAGAGAGCAGUAGGAGUAGCGGUGUUUUCAGUGGUGAUCCAUGUUUCCGUCAGCGCCAGGAAGUCGAGGGACUGGAGGUUGGCAUAGGCUGGGAUGAAGUCAGCUUUGUUGGCAGCAGAACGGCAGUUCCAGAGGCUGCCUGCGACCUGGAACUCCACGUGGGUGGUGCGUGCAGGGACCACCAAAUUGGAGAGGCAGCAGCCACGCGGUGUGGUCAUAAAACCUGAUCUCCCUGUUCCCAUGUGCAAAAGGCCAAUUCUAAAACUUACUGUGCUGAAGUUGGAUUAAAAUAGACUUGUACACAGUUUGGUGGUCAGCAUGUGUAACCGCCGAAUGGCAAUGGUGGGAAACAGGGAUUUGACCAUUCUGGGGCACUGUUUGUUAUUGACCGGUCUGUGACUGAGGCUUUGUUUGCCUCUGUGUUGCAGACAUCAAAGAAGGGGGAAAUGAUGACUCUCUUCAAAACUCCCACGAAGAGGGCCCAUGUAGGGAUGAACGCCCCCACCCCCAACAAGAUCAGGAAGGUACAGUAACUAGCAGUGGUCCACAUAGGGCUAGUUCACUCCCCUCCAAAACCAAUUGGUCACUUUACUAUUGUCACCAGUCUUGACGUUGACCCCCAUUGCUGUCCUUUCAGCAGACUCCUACCCAGCCUACCAUGGUGCGGUCCUACAGCUGCAGCUCAUCCAGCACCUUCAUCAGUGUGCCCAGCAGCAAGCCUCCUAUCUCCCAGGUUCAGAUGCAGGUACACAAACACAGCACUCAUUCAAAACUAUGGCCCAUCUUUGGUUCUUGUGCUUGCACACAUAUAUCCAACUUGGAUGGUCAACAUCUUCCAUUUUAUAUAGCUGGACAACUAUUAAAACAACCACUAGGUGAUGCUGUUAUAAAAUUUUGCUUAUUUGAGCGGUAAGCUAUUCGGCCACUUUCCACAGUCUACUUAGGUUUAUAAGAAACAAUAUUGACAGCAAAAUCAAAACUUGUCUUUAGAAUCUAACUUCUUUCCAAGGUCAAUCAUUCUGGUCAAGAGAUGCAAAAAUAUAAUACUUCAAAUGGAUUAGCAGAGGCUGCUGGGAGGAAGUACAUUUUACAUUUUACAUUUUAGUCAUUUAGGAGCACAGCGCAAUAGUCAGGACGCCUCAGGUAGUACAACAUAGGGGACACUGUUGAAUAGCUACUUGAUUCAUGUAAGACACCUUUACUAUACUCUAAUCAGUGUCACCAACCUUUCUGAGUCAAGAAACUUCGGAGUCAAAAUGCAAGUUGAGAUACCGCUGGCAUUCUUUAAAACACUGAUUAAUGUAGGCCUAUGCAACAGAACCAAUAACCAUUCUGAGGAAUGAGGUUUGUGCGUAGGCCAUACAUUAUCACAGCAUUGGCUAUGCUUGGACUGCCAAUCUUGUUCUCUCAGACCUAUUUAUUAAAAACUCUAGCUUGUGAUAACAAAUAGAUCAGUUGACACUUGCGGGCCAGCUAGCAAAAUUAAAAUAAUAACUUUUAGUGCUAUUGAUGACAGUUGCGGAGGAAAAGUCUUCUUUCCUCUUAGACUGCCAGAGAGGUGGGACACUGUCUUCACUGUUGGCGAAACGAUCGCACCACAAAUUUCUGCGCACACUGUUUCUUAACAUUUUUGUCAUGUUUUAAAGAAAUCCAUUGGUGGGGUCAUGGAAGAUGUAAUGGUGAUGGAAUUGGCAGCGCAAGGUGCACUGAUUAUCAGGUCCGCCGGGUAGGCAGUUUUUCCUUCAGACAAAUAGGCUAAUGGAGUGUUACACCUGGCGCGCAGGGCUUGAAUCAAGUGCACCUACCGCCAGCAGCGCAAGAUGAAUUCAAAACAAUCAUAAUAGGCGUUCAAGGCUUUAUCUUUGGCUUUUCUGCAGAAAGGUUUGGUGAUCGAUCCAAGUUUACUUCACUGUAAGACCAGCCUUCUACGCUGCUGUCACUGUGUACUUCAAUAAUCCAUUCCAUGACACUACUUACUCCUCUAGACUGCUUUUAAAAAAGUGGGCUGGGGGUAUAUCUGUUAUUAAAAUAUGUAUCUUUCAUUCCCCCCAGGGUGACCUGUCCAAAAAGACAAAUGACGCAGUUUUCAAUUCGACAGCAAAGGACCUUUUCUGA
Messenger RNA from Coregonus sp. 'balchen', 21218 nucleotides. The record is from the annotation of a GenBank genome assembly. Lineage: Eukaryota; Metazoa; Chordata; Actinopteri; Salmoniformes; Salmonidae.